Acanthocheilonema viteae is the source of this 327-nucleotide messenger RNA. Lineage: Eukaryota; Metazoa; Nematoda; Chromadorea; Rhabditida; Onchocercidae. The record is from the annotation of a GenBank genome assembly.
AUGGCUACAAAUGAGAUAUCUCAAGGUAGUUGUGCUGCUGAAACAUCUAAAUCGAGUAAUGAAAUGUCCCCUCAGCAGCAGCAGCAACAACAUCAAACGGCGACACCAACGCUGAACAAUUUACUCCGAACAGACGGAGCUGUUACCCCUGGGACACCGGUGUACAACAUAGCUCCACAAGGCCCACAGCCGCAGAAUGUGCAACAGCAAAUGCAAAUACCAGCACAUAUUCAACAUAUGCUGGUCCCACCGCAACCUAACUUCUCUUCUCCGCAGAAAUUCUGGGGUGUUCUUCACAAUUUUGAACAGGACACUACUCAAACUUAG